GCAAGCGGUCCAAGAAUUUGAACCAAGACUUGGGACGUGUUGUUCGGAUUGCUCCCUAACGUCAGCGUCGGUCGGCUUUCCUCGCAAUGGCUAGAUCUCACGAGUUCGUCGUCCUUGCGGUGUCGGUGUUGGCAGCCGUGUGGAUGGUGGGACAGGGAAUGCCGGCAGGUGAGAAGCCGAACGAAGCUUCGGCUAAAGAAGCUCUCAACGGUACGGAAGCUAUAAACUCCACGGAAGCCGCUUCGAACUCGGGCUUUUCGUGUGAGGGAAGAAUCUUCGGGUACUACGGGGACACCAAAAACUGCUCGUUGUUCCACUAUUGUGAACCCUUCACCGAUCCCGAGAAGAAUCAAUUCGUACUUCACGCGGCUUACCUUUGCCCCAAUGAGACUGUCUUCAACCAGCUCUCUCUGACAUGCGUGUACCCCGCUGAAGCCCUUGAUUGCUCACGGGCACCGGAGUACUACUACGUCAACAGUCACGUAGUGCCCGUUGACAGCUCGGCUGAGCAGAGUUCUUCUGAGGCCGGAUCAGCGGAAUCUCAGGAAAAAACCAAAGACAACGAAGCAUCUGAGAAGAAGGACGGAAAGAGUCAAUAGGUCGGAACGUCAAUUACCCGGAAUGUGAUCUACAGUUAUGGCUUGCGCCGCGUCGAGUCUCGUCGAAGCGCUUUAUGUAUAAAGUUUCAGAAACUUGCAGGUCUCCCAAGACCAAAACUCCUCAUCCUACAACGCGGUCUCUACUCUGAGUGACGCAAGGCAGUCGCACAUCUACUGUACAUAGACUUCAUAACAAUCGAUAUAGUCAGACAGAAUAAAAACGUACA
Molecule: messenger RNA, 826 nt
Organism: Galendromus occidentalis (western predatory mite)
Lineage: Eukaryota; Metazoa; Arthropoda; Arachnida; Mesostigmata; Phytoseiidae
Exons: 3
Coding region: 87-599 (170 amino acids)
Cellular component (GO): extracellular region
Molecular function (GO): chitin binding
Source: RefSeq, a predicted model, not a curated record